GUGCUGCACCGGACAAAUAACCGCUCCGUAUUUGAAAGCUGGACGUUCCUUAGAAACUAUUGUUGUUGUCGUUGCAUUCGAGUGUAAAUGUCGCCCUGACGUGCGCAUAGCAACAUAUCUGGACAUGUUCAAACUGAAGAUAGUUGUAGUUGGACCAUUACAAUCUGGAAAAACUGCAAUCUCUAAUUUCCUGGCAGAGGCAACUGAAAGCUCACAUGGACAAUACUCCCCCACAGUAGGUGUAAGAAUCUUGGAAUUUGAGAGCGAGUCAAUCGCGGUGAAAGGACGCCAAAGAAGGGCAUCAAUUGAACUCUGGGACUGCAGCGGAGACGAAAAGUAUGAGUCUUGCUGGCCAGCUAUUGCGAAGGAUGCGCACGGAGUGAUGCUUGUACACAACCCAAAUCAGAAAAAUAUCGAGAAAGAGUUGGAAACAUGGUACAACAGCUUCGUGCUCUCCCAAGGCAUGGAUGAUGAGCAGUGCGCUGUGUUUCAGUAUCGAAGCUCUGGACACACGAAGACCAUGCAUCCCCACGCAUUCGCCAGAUUCUACUGGGCAACAAGCGGUAUGGAUGACAACGGUGGCGAAUCGCUAAAGCAAGAUUUCUACAGAUACCUGGAAAGGCUGCUAAACGUCGUUAGCGAGAAGCACGACCAGGAGGAGCUCAAUAUAAUCAGUCGCGACUGAGCGAUUGAAAAUUGAAAUAUGCCACGCCGCAACACCAAUACAGACACCCGUAUUGCCACCACAAGAGGACAAAAUGACUGAGGCUACCGCAGGAAGCAAGUGCGCAGACGAAUGGGGCGGUACGCAAGCGUUGUGCGUAACGGUGGACACAUGCAUUAGUUACUGCUGUCGUUUCAAUAAACGUGAAACAAUUUCC
Molecule: messenger RNA, 881 nt
Organism: Ornithodoros turicata
Lineage: Eukaryota; Metazoa; Arthropoda; Arachnida; Ixodida; Argasidae
Product: intraflagellar transport protein 22 homolog
Exons: 6
Coding region: 125-685 (186 amino acids)
Biological process (GO): intracellular protein transport
Cellular component (GO): endomembrane system
Molecular function (GO): GTPase activity
Source: RefSeq, a predicted model, not a curated record